CAUCUUCCUUCGGAAAUAAGCAAUCUAUGUCUCUUCUUCUCUUUUCCGAUCGCUAUUUAAUGGCAGUCUCUGUCUUUUCUCCUUCAUGAGCUUAUAAUUAACUCUUUUCUUUUAGUUCAUAUAGUUCUUUAAGUUUGUUCUUGCUGGUGAAUUGGGGAAGUACAAGAUUUUUUUGGGGAGGAUUUAGAAGAUAUCUCAAACCGUUGAUAACUCGGAAUGGCUUUUCUGGAGAGUGAAGUGGUGCCAUCUUCUCUUGUGGAGCUUGCACCAAUCCUUCGUGUAGCCAAUGAAGUAGAAGCUAGUAACCCCCGUGUUGCUUACUUAUGUCGGUUUUAUACGUUUGAGAAGGCAUGCAAGAUUGAUCCCACAUCACGUCAUCGUGGUGUUCGCCAGUUCAAGACUGCGCUUCUUCAACGCUUAGAACAUGAUGAAACAAUUCGUGCAGAUAGGCAGAAGGGUAGUGAUGCUUGCGAAAUGCAAAGCUUUUAUGAACACUACAGCAAGACAUAUAUUCAGCCAUUGCUAGACGCUGCUGACAAAGCUGACCGUUUUGCUUGUAGUGCUCAACUCAAAAAGGCAUAUCAAACUGACGCUAUUUUCCUUGAAGUCUUGAAGUCGUUAAAAGCGGAAGUGGCUGAUGAGGUUUUGGAAGCCCAUAGAAAGAUCAUUGAAAGAAUCCAGAUUCUAUGUGCCUUGGAUGACGAUGAUGACAUUUUUGAGGAAUGUCCACCUCAAGAACCAAUUGGAGUUCAGGAAUGCCCACCUCAAGACCCAAUUGGAGUUGAAGAAUCCAAACUGAAAGGAGAAAAUGUUGAUCAAACAUCUUUUCUUAUUAAUACUAUAGAAGAAGGAAACAAACAACUUCUAGAGCAAUUGAAGAAGACAAACGAACAAAGACAACAGAUUCUGGAUAUUCAAAGUAAAACUUACGCACUGAAAGAAAUUGGAGAGGAAAACAAGAUCUUACUGCUGGACUUGAGUUCUAUACAAAAUCCGCAUAUUCGUUCAUUUAUGGAGGGUGAACAAACAAGGAUUUUGCAAAAGCGUAAUUAUCAAUACUGAUAUUAAGAAUCUACCCUUUGCUAUAUUUCUAGCUUUGGCAAUAUUUUAAUGAUCUUGGUGCAUCUAAAAAUGAUUUACCAGAUGAUUAAUUUAAUAGUCUUUGUUGUGUUUAUCUUUAACUUUGCUACUCUAUCUAUUAUGAAUUCAGUA
Molecule: messenger RNA, 1212 nt
Organism: Raphanus sativus (radish)
Lineage: Eukaryota; Viridiplantae; Streptophyta; Magnoliopsida; Brassicales; Brassicaceae
Product: callose synthase 1
Exons: 5
Coding region: 217-1062 (281 amino acids)
Biological process (GO): late endosome to vacuole transport via multivesicular body sorting pathway
Cellular component (GO): multivesicular body
Source: RefSeq, a predicted model, not a curated record